GCCAAUCAAACACGGAUGUUCCUACUGCUUCCUUUAUUGAGGCAGACAGGAAUUCCUAUUCUAGUGAUCAUGGUGCAUCUUAUACCCAUGGGCCUUAUACCCAUCAGAAGGCCCGGGUCCUACCAGUCUUCCUACCUGAUUAAGCCUGUCCUUGGAAGAGUGAUGCUUUUCGGUCCCAGAAAAGAAUCCUGGAACCAGCGUGGUACCAUGCGACGACGCUAUGAAGAUGAUGGCAUUUCAGAUGAUGAAAUUGAAGGGAAGAGAACUUUUGACUUGGAAGAGAAACUCCACACCAACAAAUAUAAUGCAAAUUUUGUUACUUUUAUGGAAGGAAAAGAUUUUAAUGUAGAGUAUAUUCAGCGGGGUGGCUUAAGAGACCCUCUGAUUUUCAAGAAUUCGGAUGGACUUGGAAUAAAGAUGCCAGAUCCAGACUUCACUGUGAAUGAUGUCAAAAUGUGUGUGGGGAGUCGUCGCAUGGUGGAUGUCAUGGACGUGAACACACAGAAAGGCAUUGAAAUGACCAUGGCUCAGUGGACACGCUACUAUGAGACCCCAGAGGAGGAGCGAGAAAAACUCUAUAAUGUCAUCAGCCUAGAGUUCAGCCACACCAGGCUGGAGAAUAUGGUGCAGAGGCCCUCCACGGUGGAUUUCAUUGACUGGGUAGACAACAUGUGGCCGAGGCAUUUGAAGGAAAGUCAGACUGAAUCAACAAAUGCCAUCUUGGAGAUGCAGUACCCCAAAGUGCAGAAGUACUGUCUGAUGAGUGUUCGAGGCUGCUAUACUGACUUCCAUGUGGACUUUGGUGGUACCUCUGUUUGGUAUCACAUCCAUCAAGGGGGAAAGGUCUUCUGGCUCAUCCCCCCUACAGCCCACAACCUGGAGCUGUACGAGAAUUGGCUGCUGUCAGGGAAACAGGGAGACAUCUUUCUGGGUGACCGGGUAUCAGAUUGUCAGCGCAUUGAGCUCAAGCAGGGCUAUACCUUCGUCAUUCCCUCAGGCUGGAUUCAUGCUGUGUAUACUCCUACAGACACAUUAGUCUUUGGAGGCAAUUUUUUGCAUAGUUUCAAUAUCCCCAUGCAAUUAAAAAUAUACAACAUUGAAGAUCGGACACGGGUUCCAAAUAAGUUCCGCUAUCCAUUCUACUAUGAGAUGUGUUGGUACGUGUUGGAGCGCUAUGUGUACUGCAUAACCAACCGCUCCCACCUAACUAAGGAAUUUCAAAAAGAGUCCCUCAGUAUGGAUUUGGAGUUAAAUGGGUUGGAAUCUGGAAAUGGGGAUGAGGAAGCAGUGGAUCGAGAACCAAGGCGCCUGAGCAGUAGGCGCUCUGUCCUCACUAGCCCCGUAGCCAACGGGGUCAACCUGGACUAUGACGGACUGGGCAAAACCUGCCGAAGUCUUCCAAGUCUGAAGAGAAGUUUGUCGGGGGACCCAUCCUCUGACUCUAGCCGGGGCUCCCACAAUGGCCAAGUGUGGGAUCCCCAGUGUAGCCCCCGAAAGGACAGGCAGGUGCAUCUGACCCAUUUCGAGCUUGAAGGCCUUCGCUGUCUUGUAGAUAAGUUGGAGUCUCUGCCACUGCACAAGAAAUGCGUCCCCACAGGGAUAGAAGAUGAAGAUGCUCUUAUUGCCGACGUAAAGAUUUUGCUGGAGGAGCUUGCCAACAGCGAUCCCAAGUUAGCCCUCACUGGAGUCCCUAUAGUACAGUGGCCAAAAAGGGAUAAGCUUAAAUUCCCCCCCCGGCCAAAGGUGCGGGUUCCUACCAUCCCCAUCACAAAGCCUCACACUAUGAAACCAGCUCCUCGGUUAACACCUGUGAGGCCGGCCGCUGCCUCCCCCAUAGUGUCAGGAGCCCGGCGGAGACGAGUGCGCUGUCGAAAAUGCAAAGCCUGUGUGCAAGGAGAGUGCGGUGUCUGCCACUACUGCAGGGACAUGAAGAAGUUCGGGGGGCCUGGUCGCAUGAAGCAGUCGUGUGUCCUUCGGCAGUGCUUGGCACCCAGACUGCCUCACUCAGUCACAUGUUCCCUCUGUGGAGAGGUGGAUCAAAAUGAGGAGACACAGGACUUCGAGAAGAAACUUAUGGAAUGCUGUAUCUGCAACGAGAUUGUUCAUCCUGGCUGCCUCCAGAUGGAUGGAGAGGGGUUGCUUAAUGAGGAAUUGCCAAAUUGCUGGGAGUGUCCAAAGUGCUACCAGGAGGACAACUCAGAGAAAGCCCAGAAGCGGAAAAUGGAAGAGAGUGAUGAAGAAUCCGUGCAAGCCAAAGUCCUGCGGCCCCUGCGGAGCUGCGACGAGCCCCUCACGCCCCCGCCUCACUCACCCACUUCUAUGCUACAGCUCAUCCAUGACCCGGUUUCCCCUCGGGGUAUGGUGACUCGGUCAUCCCCUGGGGCUGGCCCCAGCGACCACCACAGUGCCAGCCGGGAUGAGCGCUUCAAACGGCGGCAGUUGCUGCGGCUGCAGGCCACAGAGCGCACCAUGGUACGGGAAAAGGAGAACAAUCCCAGCGGCAAAAAGGAGCUGUCUGAAGUUGAGAAAGCCAAGAUCCGGGGAUCGUACCUCACUGUCACGCUACAGAGGCCCACCAAAGAGCUCCACGGGACAUCCAUUGUGCCCAAGCUGCAGGCCAUCACGGCCUCCUCUGCCAACCUUCGCCACUCCCCCCGCGUGCUAGUACAGCACUGCCCAGCCCGAACCCCCCAGCGUGGGGAUGAGGAGGGGCUGGGGGGAGAGGAGGAGGAAGAGGAGGAGGAGGAGGAGGAGGAAGAUGACAGUGCAGAGGAGGGGGGUGCAGCCAGGCUGAAUGGCCGGGGCAGUUGGGCUCAGGAUGGAGACGAAAGCUGGAUGCAGCGGGAGGUCUGGAUGUCUGUCUUCCGCUACCUCAGCCGCAGAGAACUUUGUGAAUGUAUGCGAGUGUGCAAGACGUGGUAUAAAUGGUGCUGCGACAAGAGACUUUGGACAAAAAUUGACUUGAGUAGGUGUAAGGCUAUUGUACCCCAGGCCCUCAGUGGCAUCAUCAAGAGGCAACCAGUUAGCCUGGACCUCAGUUGGACCAACAUCUCCAAAAAACAACUGACGUGGCUCGUCAAUAGACUGCCAGGACUGAAAGACCUCCUCCUAGCGGGCUGUUCCUGGUCUGCAGUCUCUGCCCUCAGCACCUCCAGCUGCCCCCUUCUCAGGACCCUUGAUCUUCGGUGGGCAGUGGGAAUCAAGGACCCUCAAAUUCGGGACUUGCUGACUCCACCGGCUGAUAAACCAGGUCAGGACAAUCGCAGCAAGCUCCGGAACAUGACUGACUUCCGGCUGGCAGGCCUUGACAUCACGGACGCCACACUUCGCCUCAUCAUUCGCCACAUGCCCCUCCUUUCUCGACUCGACCUCAGUCACUGCAGCCACCUGACAGAUCAGUCCUCCAAUCUGCUCACCGCUGUCGGGUCUUCCACUCGCUACUCUCUCACAGAGCUCAACAUGGCAGGUUGCAAUAAAUUGACAGACCAGACCCUGAUCUACCUACGGCGCAUCGCCAAUGUCACCUUGAUUGACCUUCGAGGAUGUAAGCAGAUCACUCGAAAAGCCUGCGAGCACUUCAUCUCAGACUUGUCCAUCAACAGUCUCUACUGCCUGUCUGACGAGAAGCUGAUACAGAAGAUCAGCUAAAACACACACAGCCCAGACUGAACAGGAAACCGAUCUUCCCCUGACUCCCCAGCCAGGAGAGCCUCUCUCCCCGACCCUGCACGGGCUCUGAGGCCAGCGUCACACUCCCUCUCUGCUCUCCUGUCCCUUGAGCCCUUUCCCUACAGGCUGGGCAGAGAGGGUGGUAGACACCAGGCUUACCUGCCUGCUCCUCUCCCUCCUAAGGAGAAGGAGUAGCAAGCAAAUUGAUCCGAAUCCGAGGGGAAAGCACAGGCUCUGUGCUGUCAAGGUGCCUGCUCGCUUGCUCGCCUGCCCGCCCGCCCGCUCACUCACCGGCCAGGAGGCCAGGCUCUCAGUUUGGGGUGUCUGUGCAGCCGUCAUCUGUGCUGGGCCCUGGGGCCCUUCUCCCCAUCCGUGGUCCCCAGCCGUGCCUGGUUCUGAGCAAAUUUCCAGGGAAGAAAGCGGCCCUGUCUCCAUGGCCAGGUUCUCCUUGUGGUGUCCAGUGCGUGUCUCUCCUCUACCACACUCUCCCCGCGUAUGCAGGAGGGGCCGGCAGCAGCCCCGGGAAGGCUAGACCCGUGCCGAUCAUACUGGUGCUGUUGAGGUGUCUAAAACCUCUCAUCCGUGUCCACGCUCUCCCCCUCCCUGUAGCUUGAUCCUGUCCGAUGCUCGUGGUGGUUCACGUAAUGAGGUUACCCCACCCCAGACUUGCCCGCUAGUCUCUACGAGGUCCUUGUUGCACUUAUUGGGGUUGAAGCUCUUCAGAGGAGCCGGAACUGUGUACCCCAGGGACACCCCCAUUUUAUUGCUUCCUAGGCAGAUUCUGAGACAGGCACCAUCUCCUUGUUCCCCUCCCUCGUUAGCCUCCCACUGCCCUUUCCACAUGUUCCUCCUUCCUGCCUGGACAGGACUUUCCCAGGAUGCGUGUCCUCAGAGGGAGCAGCCGAUAUCCCCCGGCUGGGGAGAGCAGAGAGCUGGGCUCGGUCCCACCUGCCUCCCAGCAGGCUCUGGGUCUCCAGUGGGUGUAGCCCCCAGAGCCCAGGCCUGUGUUUAGCCCCAGUGGCUCACUGAUCUGGCACCUUGUCGGGGGGAGGGGGGUCCUGCUUUGAAGCCAGUCACCUGCCCUCUGCCUGCAGCCGUGGAAGGGGGUGUGCAUGUGCCUCUGUGUGUGUGGCUGAGUGUAUUACACGUGUGUGUGGAGGGAGGGAGGGAGGGGAGCAUGGUGUCUCCCACCCCACCGCCCUGUGUUGAGCCCCAUCAGCUGCCCCCUUUUACUUUGCAUUGAACGGCCUGUCCAAAGAUCCUCUCUCUAGGGCAGCAGAGAGCUUUUUGCACUUUAAAAAAAAAAAAAGGAAAGAAAGGUCGGAAUUUCUUUUGGGUCAAUAUUUAAGUGUGUGAGGAGAUGCUCAAUAGCAGCAGCCUGUGGCAAGAGCUUAUAAAGGACGGAUGCGGAUUUGCACUCUGCUCCCCACCUGUGAGGAUAGCGAUAGCACAACCUUGCCCCGCCUUCUCGUCCUCCGGCCCCUCCCUUCCUGGCCCCUUUCCUGCAGCCCAGCCUCAGGCUCGCCUCCUCCCAAAACCCUCCGGGGGGAGGAAACCCUACAGGGGAGGGGGAGGGGACGGAGCCCAGGCCCCGGGGGUCUGAAACGUGAGCCACCUUGAGGAGAGACGCCAACUGCACACUCGCCACUUCCAAAGCAAUAGAGGCAGAGGGGCCCCCUCUUUGCCACCUAGCCCAGCUUUGACCCUGGCAUUGACUGGCCUCCUGAGAGAAAACUGGGUCCUGGUAAGGGGUGGCAUUGUGUCUGUUUCUUCCAAUCUGCUGAUUUCUCUUGGCUGCUCCUUAAAAGCAGCAGUCUGCUCCCACGACCCUCUGCCCCUUCCAUCGGUCUCCAGGCCCCAGUAACCUGGGGCUGAAACUUUGAGGAAAUGCCAGUGACUUAUUCCAGAGUGCCUCAGUUAGGGGAACUUCUCUGUAAAGAACCCUGGGUAUUGAGCAAAAACCUUAUUAAUAUUAUUGUUAAUGACCUAUAAUUGGAAGCUUCCUGCCUUUUUUUGGUUGCUCCUGUGGAAAGUACUGAAAAGAUUGUUUUGUUUUGUUGUCUUUUUAUAAAAGGGGAGGUGGAGAGACCCCCUCAGAGCAGGGAUUGUGCCGGGAGAGUGCCUCUGACUUUGGGACAUUUCAUCCACAGAAAUUUCCAAGCUGAUGGUUUGGGUUUUUUGGGGUUUUGGUUUUAAUUUUGGUUUGUUUUUGGUUUGGAAAAACAAGCAUUUUUACCGUGCACGUAAAUUGGUCAGCAGGAAAGGGGAGCCCAGGAGUGGCAGCAGUUGGACCUAUGCCCUUGCCGGGUUUCCUUUAUCUCUGGGACUGGAAGGGGGGAAACGGUUUUUAGAGGUGAGGGUUGGUCCGUGUGGAGGACAGAAAUGUCUCUGGGGACAGAGGAUCCCGGGAGUCCCAUCGCAUUUCCUGCAAUCUGCUCUGAGAUGUGGCCUUGCCAGGAGAGCCUGCCCUCCUCAGACCGCAGGGCCAGACACCCCGCCUCCAUCUUUCCGAGCACCGGGGCGAAAAACCACAAAGGAAAGGAAGAAAAUUUAUAUAUAUAUAAUAUAAAAUCACUUGGUGAUUAAAAAAAUAACUGCUCCAUAAAUAAAACUCCUAAAGUCACUAUGUUUAAAGGGUUUGGUUGUGUUUUUUUGUUUUUCGGAGAAAUAUUGUAAAUAUAUAUUUUUUGUUGCUGAUUUAGAGUCAAUCUCCAAUGUUGUGCUAAAAAAUUUAAAUUAAAUGUAAGCAUUAAGGGGGCAA
Messenger RNA from Neofelis nebulosa (Clouded leopard), 6430 nucleotides. RefSeq names its product lysine demethylase 2A (gene KDM2A). Gene Ontology annotation, biological process: regulation of transcription by RNA polymerase II; protein demethylation. The record is from RefSeq and is a predicted model, not a curated record. NCBI's taxonomy places the organism in Eukaryota, Metazoa, Chordata, Mammalia, Carnivora, Felidae. Gene Ontology annotation, molecular function: DNA binding; zinc ion binding; protein binding.